Molecule: messenger RNA, 8660 nt
Organism: Archocentrus centrarchus (flier cichlid)
Lineage: Eukaryota; Metazoa; Chordata; Actinopteri; Cichliformes; Cichlidae
Gene: tet2
Product: tet methylcytosine dioxygenase 2
Exons: 10
Coding region: 439-5802 (1787 amino acids)
Biological process (GO): chromosomal 5-methylcytosine DNA demethylation, oxidation pathway; myeloid cell differentiation; positive regulation of transcription by RNA polymerase II
Cellular component (GO): nucleus
Molecular function (GO): DNA 5-methylcytosine dioxygenase activity
Source: RefSeq, a predicted model, not a curated record
AGAAAAAAGGAGGGAGCAUAGGGGGGGAAGAAAAUCUGUCUCUUUGUGUGGGAAGGACUCAACAAGAAGGCAAAAUUUGUAAUUAUUUGAGGCAGCCACCGAAGCAAGGCUCUUCCUCCUGACCUCCAACAGCAUCUUGUCCAAUCCAUGUACCUCUGCUGCCUUACAGGAGCCACAUAUGAGUGUGCUUCUCAGGCUGGCAAACAGCGACACCCGGGCUUCUCCUGAUGAUGAGAGCCGACGUCAGACUGGUUUCCAUGAAUAUUGAUGUGGAGGAUAGUCUGUUUCAUAGAAGAACAGAAGGAGGCAAGAUGGCUGCCCUUUAGGAUUUGUUAAAGAGGAGAUCCAGACGGUUUGUUGGAAUUUCUACAAAGUGGAGGGACGUGAAAGACAGGACGGACAGAGGGCAGCCUUGUGUAUGGACUCUGAGCAGGCCAGAUGGAAACAGAAGAGAACAGACAUGAGAAGGAAGAAAGUCUGAUAUUAGCGCAAUUUGGCACAUCUCACAACAUCCCUCACAAGCUCCAGAAUGGAGGCCAGUUUUCAGAAGGAAAUUCUCUGCAGAUCACUGGGGAUACAAACUGGAACCAUUAUAAGCCCAGCACUGAUGCCAACACCAUAAAGAGGCACAGAGAGAACUGCAACAAUCCUGCUUCAAAACAAGGGUUGCUGGAUCAGAGAUCCUACAUGAUGAAUGGAGAACUGGUGAAUGGAGAGUUGAAGCAUGCACUUACUGAACAGUCCUUGCUGGGCCAUCAGUCCAAGAAAACAAAAAUAGAUUCUGAGGUUAAAGGAAAGGAUGACAUGAGUUCUGGUUUACUGGACAAGUUUUCUGAGUUGACAAAUUCCCCUAAAUCAGAGAUUAAGUUAGACAGCAGGAACUGCAAUUUUCAUAAUGGAGAUAUUUUCUGUCUGCCACGAAAUAAACAAGUUCCAAAUGGUGCUGUAUCAUCUCCCUCGAGCCCAGGUGAUUUGUUAGAGAAAACUUUGUCUCAGUAUUAUCCUGAGCAAGUCUCAAUUGCACCACAAACAUCUGGGUCACAAUUACAUGCUGUCAGUGAUUCACUGGCUGAUAAACUAUCCAGUGAAGAUGCUCAACGUCCCCCUAUGACCUCAGGAUUGCCCAAUUCAUCACAGAUGCCUGGCUCACAGCAACAGCAGGCUCAGGAAUCUGGAAAUACUGAUGGAGGCAACAAUUACAACUCUGUUAACUUUGUAUUAAAUGGAUACUCCAACAAUUUUGGAGCAGACCACCAGCAAACACAACAACAUCAGCAGAGGACAUCAUCUUAUUCUGGUGAGGAAGUGGCUCUAAGACAGCUUUCAGGCAUGAUCCUGUCUACAAAUAAUGCCAAAAUCCCACAACAGCAUCCAAAUGGUGCACCGUGUUAUCAGGAUGACACAAGUCGUCAAGGUAUAUAUGUAAAAGCCCACCAGGAGUUUAACAGUAGUUCUUUUCCAAACUGCAGUAAUCCCCUGCAGCCAACAGAAGCAGGAUACAAAUCCUUUCCCAGUUCUGGGAUACAGAAGCUGGGGCAAAGUGAGGAAAAUGCAUCUAGUCGGCAUCUGCACCAGGGUACUGACGGGGGCCGCCACUAUGGGAUUCAACCCCAGAUUUUUCAAGAAAAUGCUGUAAACCCACUUAGAGCUGAGAGUCAGGGACCUAUGGGACCCAGACUCCAACAGCUACAUCACACUGGUAUAGAAAAUGGGAUGGAGAACAUGUCUCAGCAGAGAGCCAACUUAUCUUGUUCAACCCCUAACCAGAGGGGCUGGAGAGACCUGAAUUCUUCACAUUCCCAACAGCCACCAACAAGUGGUCCAUCAUCUCAGGCACAAGAACAGGACAGGUGGACGAACUUCUCUGCUAAGCCUAUUUCAGAACAGCAGACAGCUAACCCCCCGGUUCAUGGCCAGAGGUUUGAGCCAAACCCAAUGCAAAGAUUUCAGACACAGGGAGUUUUCUCUGAUAGUAGCCAGGGGUCUAACAACUUCCAGAAGACACAGCAGGAUUAUCUGCCAUUGCAAACACACUGUGCUUCAGCCCAGCACAACACUGCCUCUGAGUGGCAGCAAUCAAAUUCUGAGGCAACUCAAAUGCAGCAGCCUCUAGCCCAGAAAAUGCCAGAGCAGCAUAACUUCACUCAAAAUCAACAGGUUGACAGUCACUGCAACUCCCAGAUGCAGUCAGAGCACUUAUGUGAAGACAAUGACCUCCAGGAAAUACUGUCACCUAGGUUUUUAGCAACACAGCAACAACAGCACUGUCAUCUCCAACGUCCAAUGUCCCAGCCACCACAAUUUGAAGUACAGCAACUAAAGUCUCCCAGUUACAGACCUCACAGUCAGCCUCAGCCAGGUCAGCAGCAGCUUCAAUCCAAUCAGCCUCUUGAAAAUGGUUCCACUCAACCCAGCAACCAACACAUCCCGCACAGUGACCAUGCAACAUUCAGUAAUGUUAACACAACAGAGAUACAACAUCAAAGGCAGUAUCCACCAAACUCAGGCAGCACUAACCUCAAGCAAAUUCAACCACAGCAGCCUAAAAACCACUGCCACCAGCCCAACCACGUGGAAUUUCCCCCAACCUCUACACAGUCACAACCUCACUUACCACAAGGUGCUUUAAGCCAACAGGUCACAACACAAAUGUAUCCCAAAGCUGAACAGCAGCUGAAGACAUCUUGCACUCAGUUACAAAGGGGACCUCAACUACCUCUGGGACUAGCAAGUCCCCACGUAGACUUUCAGAGGCAUGCAGCCCUACGUAUGCACCUGUUGCAAAAGCAGGAACGCCAGGGCCCUCCUCAACCCCCUCAGAACUCUAGUGACCCUAAACAUAUCCCGAGAACUGUGAAAAUGGAAAAUGGACCCAGAUUUGAAAUGUGUAGUUCACAGAACCAGGAGCAGCAGAUGCACAUGCGAGAGCCAAUUAUAGGUGGUAUGCAAAUUAAGCAAGAAAACCAACAAUCCCUGUGUGAGCAAAGUAAGAAGCACGGAAGCAUCAUAGCCUCGAUGGAACAAAGCCUGAGGCAAUACCAGCUUUCACCUGUAUUUGAGAAAAAAUCCCUUGUCAUCAAUGCAUCAAAUAAAGUCAAGGUGGAAUCUUCUGGGCCUAUCACAAUCCUGUCAACCAAAACUGAUGUGAAUGGAGUAGAAUCAUUAGCACCUGCGUCAUCCACUGAAGUUCUUAAAAAAACAACUGAUUCCACCCCUAAGAAGGAACAACUUCUACAAAGUUUCAUGGAUUCUCCUGUGAAGCUAUUGAAUACCCCAAUAAAGAAUCUUUUAGAUACUCCAAUGAAAACACAGUAUGACAUUGCAUCCUGCCACUGUGUUGAACAAAUCAGUGAGAAGGAUGAAGGCCCAUACUACACUCACUUGGGGGCAGCGCCUAGCAUUGCUGGUAUACGGGAAAUGAUGGAGAAAAGGUCUGGCCUAACUGGGCGUGCCAUCAGAAUUGAGAAAGUAGUAUACACCGGCAAGGAAGGAAAAAGUACACAAGGAUGCCCCAUAGCCAAAUGGGUGAUUCGUCGAGCCGGUGUAGAAGAAAAGCUUUUGGUUUUGGUGCGGGAACGUCCCGGCCACAGAUGCCCGACAGCCUGCAUCAUUGUUGUAAUCCUGGUUUGGGAAGGCAUUCUACCAAGUCUAGCUGACCGCCUCUACCUCGAGCUAAGUGAAACUCUAACAAAACAUGGAGCCCUAACCCAGAGACGCUGUGCUCUCAAUGAGGAGAGAACAUGUGCAUGCCAGGGAUUAGACCCUGAAGCCAGUGGUGCAUCGUUCUCUUUUGGCUGUUCCUGGAGCAUGUACUACAAUGGCUGCAAGUUUGCCAGGAGCAAAGUCCCAAGAAAAUUCAAGUUACUUGGAGAUGAUGUGAAGGAGGAAGAGAAGGUGGAGAGCAACUUUCAAAAUUUGGCAACUAUACUGGCUCCCUUGUAUAAAACUAUGGCACCUGAAGCAUAUGGAAACCAGGUGGAACAUGAACAUAGGGCACUAGAUUGCCGUCUGGGGCUCAAGGAUGGCCGUCCUUUCUCUGGGGUAACUGCUUGUAUGGAUUUCUGUGCCCAUGCUCAUAGAGACCUCCACAACAUGCAGGGUGGCAGCACUGUGGUGUGUACAUUAACGAGAGAGGAUAACCGAGAGAUUGGAAAGAUACCAGAGGAUGAGCAGCUCCAUGUCUUACCUCUAUAUAAGGCUUCAAAUACUGAUGAAUUUGGCAGUGAGGAGGGUCAACAAGAAAAAAUAAAGUCAGGUGCUAUCCAAGUUCUCAGUGUUUUCCGCCGCCAGGUGCGCAUGCUUGCAGAGCCUGCCAAAUCUUGCCGACAAAAAAAGCUGGAUGCUAAGAAGGCAGCUGCCAACAAGAAUGCCAUGCUGGACAGCUCCAGUGACAAAGGAGACAAGGCCAAGUCAAAAUCUAGCACUUUUGAGAACUCUACUCAGAGCAAUCCAAUGGCAGGACUUAUUCCAGGUGCUAUAGGAGCAACCCUUCAGUCAUGUCAGCCACCACACCCCCUUGGGGUCCAUCAGCAGCAGCAACAGCACCAGAGAAUUCUCCCCCCUUAUCCCAGCUCAACAAAUGCUGCUUUCUCCAGGUUCCCCAACCAUAAUGGGUCUUUUCCAAGCACUUCAAAACCAGGCAGCAUAUAUCCCCAUCAGCCACCAACACCUCCCAGCCCUUAUCCUUCCCCUCUCCAAGUACCAAACUCUUAUAUGAAUGGAUCCAGUCGUCCAUACCCAGGUUAUCAAUGUAAUGGAGGAAUUCCCUUUGACAAUUACAAUCCAUAUUAUCCCCCAAACCCAAAGCACUUAGAGGUGUAUCGACAACCACGGCCAACGCUUUACUCGGAGCAGCAGUACAGCGUACAUCGUUAUGAGGUCAGUUAUCCACCAAGGUAUGGUGAGCCAGGCUUACAGGUCAAUGGUUACAAUACCAGCAGCAUUAGACCAGUUCACCCCAUGAGACCUUAUGGACCUUAUGGUCCUAACAGGGCCUCAGAUCCCCAGUUUGUGGACCCCCUCUCAAGAGCAUCCUCAGCUGGCCUAGAUUAUACAACUGCUAUGAGCAAAAGCAGUCAGUUUGGAGAAUACCCGAAUCCAUACCUGUCCCAGAACCCUCAAAUCCUACCCCCAGGCCAAGAUCCUUUCCAUAUGCAAAUCAAAACAGAGAUGGGUAUGCCUGGCCCACUUUCUGCUCAGUCGGGCAGUGUGUGUUUAAACCCUGAAACACAGUCAAGGUUAGGCCUGCCAAAUGGAAUCCUAAUGGGUUCCAGUGUCAAGCUAGAGCCUGGAACACCACAGACACCCACAACCCCUCAAAAGCCAGAGCUGUGGUCAGACAAUGAGCACAAUUUCUUGGAUCCUGAUAUUGGUGGAGUGGCUGUGGCACCUAGCCACGGCUCUGUCCUCAUUGAGUGCGCAAAACGGGAGCUCCAUGCCACAACACCCCUUAAAAACCCAGAUCGCACCCACCCAACACGCAUCUCCUUAGUGUUCUACCAGCACAAAAAUUUGAAUGAAGCCAAGCAUGGUUUGGCACUGUGGGAAGCAAAGAUGGCAGAGAAGGCUCGAGAGAAAGAAGAAGAAGCAGAGAGGAAUGGCGGUGAGGGGACUCCUAGUAAGGGCAGCAAGAAGGGGGUUAAACGUGAGCAUCCAGAGUCAGAGACCACAGGGGAGCCUCCUUACAAACGUUAUAUCAAGGCACUAAUGGAGGGAUCCUUGUCAUGCACAACAAAUACAUAUGUCAGUACAUCUCCAUAUGCCUUCACCAAGGUCACAGGGCCUUACAGCCAGUUUGUAUAGAAAAAAACUCACUGAAGGUGCUAUGACAAAAAAGACCACAGGCAUCAAUGCCCUCCCAUCAUCCUUAUGUUGUAAAAGGAACUUGUGAUUAGAUGAGCUACAAAUCACCUUUCACAUCAGGUCUUUCACCUCUUUAACAAUUAAGCUUUACCUGUUUACCCUACUAAGGUUGUAUUUAUUCUUCUUUGGUAAUUUUUGCAAGAUACAAAAUCUCUGGUGCUUUCAGCCUGAUACAUAAGGAUCUAUUUUAGUUGUAAAGAGAGUUUAAUUUUUGGUGGUUAUUUUUCUUUCAAAGAUUUUUUGGAGAUAUAAUCUUAGCAUAAAACACUGACUUUUUAUAAAUGACAACAUUCACGGUGCUAAAGUUUAUGCUUAUUAGCUUUUAUUUUGAUUCAAAUGCCUUCACACUAACUGCACGGAUUCAACACAUUUUACAAGUUACACUUAAUUACCUAUGUCAGUGGGACACCGAAAAUAUCAUACCAAUAUUUGAAAUGCUUUUUGGAAAGCCAGUGUUUCUUAAAGCACUUUUUCAUAAUGACAAAUAAAUGUUUGGGGACAGGAGGGAGGAGUUUAGGCAGUACCUUUAAAAUCUAAAAUCAUGUUACAACAUUUUUCGGCAUUGACAGCAAUUCAUUUCUAAACAACACAUUGUUACAUUCACUAAUUUAUAAGGGGCUGGGGCUGUAUGAGCAAUCCGUAAAGCUGUUCAUAAAACAAAACAAAAAAAAAAUCAAAUCUAUCAUUUGCUGGUGCUUCUUUCACUUUCCUAUGUCAUUUAUACUGUAAAUUGAGCCAUUCUUUUAUGGUGCAUUUUUCACAUUUUUUGAAAAAAAAUCUAGAUUAUUUUGGUUCUUUUUCCAGGUUUCCUUUAUUAUCAGUGACUUUUUUAAAAACGUUCCUUACAACAGGUUAAUUGAACAAACCUGGAGAUUGUGAAUAUUACAUGUAGUUUUAUGUCUGUGGUGCUUAGUAAAUGUGCUUUUUGAACACUGAGAAACAUGAUACAGGGUAAGCUCAGUGUCAGUUUCAGAGGGCAGCUGGAUUGCUGUGUGGUCUUUAAUUAUUGUAAUUAACUGUAAGAUAAACAGGUGAGAUUUGUACAGUAAAUUAAUAUUCCUUUUGGAAUAACUGUUAGUUUUUUUGUUGCAAAGAAUGCUAACAGCCUGUUUCACUGUAUUUCUUUGGGUUUCAAAUGAAUCCACUUCAUAAGGUGCUACUCAACCUACUAGAAACAUAAAAUGUGAGACUCUUUGGGCGGUGAGAAGGCUUUUAAAUAAUGUACAGUACAAACCAAUCAUAUACCUCAAACAUUUGGCAAUAGGAUUAUAACAUGUUUUUCUUUCUUUGUUUAUUAUUUUCAAAUGUUAAUCACAGUUAAAAUUCAGGCCACCAAAAGGCGUAAAAGUUUAGUUCAUUUCUUACUUUCUUAUGAAUCUGCAAGAAAGUAUUACUUGAACUCAAAUCUUUAAUAUUACUGCAAAAAAUCAGGGACAUUUUCAACUAAUUUUGUGUACAUCUGCAUUGCCUGUAUUAAACUUGUCUUUUUCAUAUUCAGGGAUUUGCCAUUGCAUCCCGAAUCCAAUAUGAUUCUUGUCUAUUAUAUUUCACACAAACAAAAUUAUUUUGUGAGGAAAAAUAUACUUUCCUGCAAUUUUCUACGCAUAUUUUAGCAAGGAGGAUGGCAGUAAUCUUUUUAAAGUAAUCUGAACAUAUAUGCACUGAGCUGACUAAAGGGAAUGAUGUUGACGUUAAAAAAAAAAAAAAAAAAAAAGCAAUCUUUUUGCUUUUGCUAUAAAGCAAGACCAGAGCAGUGAUUAGUUGCACAUCUUUGUGCCUAUGUAUAGUUCAAUUUAUUUAUAACCACUAAGCAACUGUACAAUGGUUUCUUCCCAGUCUGAUUUAAUUAAUGAUUAAUUAAAUUAAUGACAGUCACGCUAAAGUAACAAGUCACCCCACUUUUCCACACAUUUGUUUUCUUAAAGCACUUCAUUUCUUUUUCAGGAAAAAAAAAUGUAAUGGAGAAUUACAAAAUGUUUUAUUUAAACAGAUUGUAUAUGUGUUUAAAAAAAAAUAAAUUAUGUCACAUUGUACAUACCAAGAAUUUGUAUUUCAGGAGUAUAACUCAUUCUUCGAUGUUCAUGUUGGUUCAUUUUGUGUGUCAGUUUUCCCACAGCUCUUCAUUUAGAAUCCUUUUGGGAGUUAAUAAAAUGAUUUUGGUUAGAUAAUCCAUAAAGUUUUUUUUUUUUUCUGUAAAUAUUACACUCACUGUUGCUGCAAUGUUUACACUUAUAGUAUCAUGCUAGCUCAGUCAAUGGAAGUUCUAGUUUUUUUUUUUUUUAAAUCUGUUUUGUAAAAAUAAUCAUAUAAAAAUGUUAAAUUUCAUUGUACAGUACCCAGCUACAGUAGCAGGUUGUCAUUGAGAGAGCCAAGGUGUAGUAAGUUAUAGCGGGUUUAAAAGCAUAGCCAUACUUGAAGAUGCUUCAGAGUGAGUCUGAGUCAACAUUACUUGAAUGAUUUUUCUGGGCUUAGCUAGUAUGCUCAUCUCAAAGGCUAAGCCAGCAGUUUAUACACACUUGGUCUUUUUGCAGUUAGACACUAAACGUAUAAUUAAAAAAAAAAAAAAGUGCAACUUUUUGCCUGUAAUUUAACUUUUUUUUAAAGCUUCCCUAGUUCUCUUGAAGUUUGGUAUGCUACAAAAAAAAAAAUCAAAUUAAGGAUGGGUAUUAAUACUGUAAGUAUUGUAAUGUACUGAAUGCAGUUUAUUUGAAAGCUGUUUAUUAUAUCAUUCCUGAUGUUGCUGAUAUGUGGGUGUUUUUUUUUUUUUAAUAAAAUUUAUAUUUAUUUAAAGCACUUUU